UCCACGCAGCGAGCGCAGGAAUAAAGACAACAACUGAGACUGGCCUUUUACGUGGAUCCUCUAGCAGCUAAAGGAACAGAAUGGAUGAAUUAAAAACGCCUCGUUCUGUGAGCUUCGUUACUGCCUAGUGAACGCAACUCAGUUCUAGGUUCGUCAACAGGCCGACUGGAAACUACUUGGCUGACUAAUUCCUAACGGGCUCGCUCGCAUUAGCUAGCCACGCUAGCGUAAUUGGUUACAAUGUAUCUAUACGAAUUCGAGUGAUAUUCGAGCCGGCGUUACAUUGUUUAACAUCACUGCUACUUGCACUCUCUUUGAAAACAGGUCUUAUCGACUCUUUGACGACUUUCAGAGGAUCUUAACUUAUCCCUGGCGUUCAUAACGUGCAGAUAAAGCCCGUCUGACCGAACGAAGAGCCCUUGUGUCCCCACCCCACCCCACCCCACCCCACCGGGCGAUGUCCACCAUGGUCUACCCACGCGAGGAGUCCCUGGAGCGGCUGAGCCAGGACGAGAUCGUGCUCAACACCAAGGCGGUGAUGCAGGGCCUGGAGACGCUGCGCGGCGAGCACAACCAGCUGCUGGGCUCCAUGCUGGACUGCGCCCAGCUGCCCGCCGCCACCCAGGAGAAGUCCGGCCUGCUGCGCAAGAGCCUGGAGGCCAUCGAGCUGGGCCUCGGCGAGGCACAGGUGAUCAUCGCGCUGUCCAGCCACCUGAGCGCGGUGGAGUCGGAGAAGCAGAAGCUGCGGGCGCAGGUGCGGCGCCUGUGCCAGGAGAACCAGUGGCUGCGCGACGAGCUGGCGGGCACCCAGCAGAAGCUGCAGCGCAGCGAGCAGAGCGUGGCCCAGCUGGAGGAGGAGAAGAAGCACCUGGAGUUCAUGAACCAGAUCAAGAAGCUGGACGAGGACGCCUCGCCCUGCUGCGAGGAGAAGGCCAGCGAGAACAGCAAGGACAACCUGGACGACCUCUUCCCCAACGACGACGAGCAGGGGCCCAACCAGCCGAGCGGCGAGGUGGCGGCUCAGCAGGGCGGCUACGAGAUCCCGGCGCGCCUGCGGACGCUGCACAACCUGGUGAUCCAGUACGCCUCGCAGGGCCGCUACGAGGUGGCCGUGCCGCUGUGCAAGCAGGCGCUGGAGGACCUGGAGAAGACCUCCGGACACGACCACCCCGACGUGGCCACCAUGCUCAACAUCCUGGCCCUGGUCUACAGAGACCAGAACAAGUACAAAGAGGCCGCCCACCUGCUCAACGACGCGCUGGCCAUCCGCGAGAAGACCCUGGGCCGAGACCACCCCGCCGUGGCCGCUACCCUCAACAACCUGGCCGUGCUCUACGGCAAGAGGGGCAAGUACAAGGAGGCCGAGCCCCUCUGCAAGAGGGCCCUGGAGAUCCGUGAGAAGGUCUUGGGGAAGUACCACCCUGACGUGGCCAAGCAGCUGAACAACCUGGCGCUGCUGUGCCAGAACCAGGGCAAGUAUGAGGAGGUGGAGUACUACUACCGCCGCGCCCUGGAGAUCUACGAGAGCAAGCUGGGCGCCGACGACCCGAACGUGGCCAAGACCAAGAACAACCUGGCCACCUGCUAUCUGAAACAGAGCAAGUUCAAGGAUGCUGAAUGUCUGUAUAAGGAGAUUCUGACCCGUGCUCACGAGAAGGAGUUUGGAUCUGUCAACAAUGACAACAAGCCCAUCUGGAUGCAUGCGGAGGAGAGGGAGGAGACCAAGGGCAAGAGGAAGGAUUCUGGGCCCUAUGGAGAGUAUGGCAGCUGGUAUAAAGCCUGCAAGGUUGACAGAAGUCCCACGGUCAAUACCACCCUGAAGAGCCUGGGGGCGCUGUACCGGCGUCAGGGCAAGCUGGAGGCCGCUGAGACUCUGGAGGAGUGCGCUACCAAGAACCGCAAGCAGGUACGAGGCAUCGAUGCCAUAAACCAGAGUAAGGUGGUGGAGCUGCUGAAGGACGGUGGCCUGAGCGGGGCGGAGCGGCGGCAGAGCCGUGACGGACUCAACGGCCCCGGGGGCCAGCGGGGGGACUGCGAGGGAGACGAGGCCGAGUGGAACGGGGAUGGUAGUGGUUCCCUGCGCCGCAGUGGCUCCUUCGGGAAGAUCCGCGACGCCUUGCGACGCAGCAGUGAGAUGCUGGUCAAGAAGCUACAGGGCAGCGGCCCUCAGGAGCCUCGCAACCCUGUUAUGAAGAGAGCCAGCUCCCUCAACUUCCUCAACAAGAGUGCUGAGGACCAAUCACAGGACGCCAAUGCCGGCCUAUCAGAAUCCAGAGGCCUGAGCGCCAGCAACGUGGACCUGACUCGGCGUAGCUCUCUGGUUGGCUAAACCUGUAGCUUUGGGGGCGGGACGAGGGGCGGGCCCAACGUAAGAGACCCAAUCAGGACAGGCUGUCAGCUACCAAUUUGUCAUGAUAAGUUUAUGCCCACAAAAAUGAUGUUCUUACUCGAGAUUCCUUUUUCUUUCUUUUUUUUUUUUUUUAGAAAAAUUAAGAUGAUCAAAACCACAACAAACAAAAAAAGAGUCGCUGGGAAAAUGAACACCCUUCUGUUUUGACACAGCUCUUGGGACGCAACAGAGCUGUCUGCUUAUGCUGUAAAUGAUGCUCAUAUCAUGCAAAAUUAACUUAUCAAACAUACUGUAUAUUUAGAUAGAUUACAACAGAGACACUUUAGCAUGCUGCUUACUAGACCUGAACUGGAGAGCGGAGGAUGUCUGUACUUAGUGACAUCUAGUGGCUAUUUAGAGGUACUACAGGUUGGCAAAAUCGUGAGCGCAUGGUACAGAUAUAGCCGUACACACAAAUGCACACACACACACACACACACACACACACACACACACACACACACACACACACACACACACACACACACACCAUACUCUCAAGCUGAGUUACUUGGUAACAGUCAGGGUUUCCAUGACGAUGACAGGAGGGGGGAGUCGCUUCUCACCAGUGGCAUGAUCCAUGCUGCAUGCCUAAAUCUCCCAUUCCAUGGAACUCACUGCACUAGCAUGCUAUUGCUGAUAAACACCUCCAUCUCACAAAAACAAAGAUGGGAGAGUAGAGACACACCCUCUGGAGGUAUUGGGAGAGGUGAAAGGUCAAACGUAAAGGCCCACUUUAUUGCAUUAUCGUGAUCACCAUUAUUAUUAUUAUUAUUAUUAAUAUUAUUAAGAAAGGAUUUUAAAAAGCGACAGCAGUACUGAAUUUGGUCUGCACCUCACGUUUUGCCUUCUGGUUUGUAUGUAUAUACGGUUUUAAAUUAUUGACUUGGGGGGUUUGUUUGUUUGUGUUUUUGUUUUGUUCUGUUUGUUUGUAAAUAGUGCACAGGGAUUUUGUUUACAAUUGUAGAGAUUAGGGGAUGUCACUGGAAUUUGAAAAAGAAAAAAAGAUAAUAAAUAAACAAACAGACGGGAGGGGGGGGCUGAAUGGGCGGAAAAAAACGACAAGAGUGAAGGACAGAUGGCAACAUGAUGAGUGUUUUGGUGUGGCUCAGUUGCAGUUGCUCCCUCAGCCACUUAACUACACACUCAUUCACUCACACACACACACACACACACACACACGCACACACAAGCACAGACACACACAUGCACGCACACUCACUCACCAAAAAGUGUGUCGUUCUGUGUGCACUAAUCUGAAAGCUGAGCUGUUGGCUCCCACCACACACUCAAUUUGUUGCUGUUGGUCGUGAUGUCUCGUUUGAUAUCUUUUUGGUACGACGUGUAUAUAAAAAUGAAGAAGAGAGAAAAAAAAAAACACGACCUCACGCUGACUGGAAUGUUUCGUUCUGUGCUGCAUUUGUUUCUCUCUUGCUCCUCGGAGGGGUGGGAGAGAGGGUAGAAGGAAUAAUUGAACACUUCAACAAUUUUGUAGCCAUUUUUUUUGCUGUGUAGUAGUCACAGGGCAUUUAGAUGCCGACAUUGACCGACUGAACUGGAUGAGUUGCAGAUUUUAUUGCUCCAAAAAAGAAAAGAACAAAGACUGGAAAUGGAGUCCAAACUCGUACUCGGAUCAUGCUGUUCCUACUUGUCCUUGUGCAAUUUUUUUAUUAUUAUUAUUUGACCCUCGUGUCAUUCUCCCAUUCCUGUCCUGUCAUCUCAUCUGCUUGUCAUUUUGUUGCCUGCACUUACAUUGGCAAACAGUAGGGGGCGUUCUCAACCUCCCCUCAACAGGCAAACUGCCUUUGGGCUGGUCUUGUACUCCCCUGCAUCUCUCUGUGUUCCUCACAGACAGACAGGUGGAGAUGUGACCUACUGAAUGAAAAGAAGCGUUGAAUGUUAAUGAUUGGUUUGAUUUGAGAGCAGUUGAACUGUUCUGAGAAGGGACACGAGGAGGUAGAGUCAUAGCCUGAGGAAGCUAGAGAUGGGGAGAGAGAGAGAGAGAAAGAGAGAGCGAGAGAGAAUGAUGUGGGGAAAACGGAAAAAGGUUUGUAAAACGAGCAGUUCAGCCAGACUGCUUAGGGUAGAGAGAAGGGGGAGAGCUGAGCUCACCCCGCAGGUGUGGCUGCAGACGUCUCGGCUGGAGACGAUGCUUAUGGAACUGGCCCUUGGGGCCGACACCGGAACGGAUGCGGGCCGCAUCUUACUCGGAGCCACCCUCAGGGAAGGGUGUGCUCAUCCGUGUGGGAAAGGGACUUGACUGGAUUAUAGCCACAGCUAGCAGAUGGGUGUUGUUGGGCUGAUGUUCCACAACAAGUUCAAACCAUAUACAUAAUAUGAUCCCUAUAAUAUGGAAGAAAGAAAUGCUUGUGAAAACCAGUGUGGGUUUGAUAAAUGAUGAAAUGAUGAAAGAGUACGGGGAGAGGAGCAGAAGGAAUGGGGAACAAAGGGAUGAAAAGGGAAGAAAUGUGGAUAGAGAGAAAGAUGGAGUGACGACGAGCCAGAAAAGAAUGCGGUCACAGUUCAAUGUGUAUUAAAAAAAGAAAGUCACUUAAAUGUAUCUCUGUCUCUCACACAUGCAUAUAUACAGUAGGCUUCAGACAGCCACAGGCUGGGUGUGAACAGGGAUGUGUGUGUGUGUGUGUUUUGCUGUCUUCAAAGCUCUUCUUGUGAGCCAUGGUAUUGUUUUUUUUUUUUAGAAUGUGAAACUCCCCUCCGCCAAAUGUGUUGUGUGUGUGUGUGUGUGUCUUCUUAACCAGUUUCUCAUAUCCACAUGAACACACACACACAUACGCACUCAGUCUGGUUAGAAUGUAGCCUGCAAAUUCUAUUGAAGGAGUAGGAGUUUCUUGGGUAUGGUUAGCUUACUGUAUUCCUUACUCCAAUGGUCAAGUUCUUAAGUGUGAAGGGGCCAACCUCAUGUAUAUUUUAAUAAAAUUGUUCAGUAAUAUGUAAUGACAAUAAAAAAAAACAAUGUUCCACUUUUCAAACUGAA
Sardina pilchardus (European sardine) is the source of this 5384-nucleotide messenger RNA. RefSeq names its product kinesin light chain 2-like. Gene Ontology annotation, biological process: microtubule-based movement. Gene Ontology annotation, cellular component: kinesin complex; cytoplasm. The transcript has 14 exons. The record is from RefSeq and is a predicted model, not a curated record. Lineage: Eukaryota; Metazoa; Chordata; Actinopteri; Clupeiformes; Clupeidae. The coding region runs from base 458 to 2329 and encodes 623 amino acids. Gene Ontology annotation, molecular function: kinesin binding.